CUGCGGACAUGGACCAGCCCCUGACGCUUUGAGACCAAAAUUGGCUUCGUCGCGCCGACGAAAAUGUCAACGCAAAAGAGUGCAGAGCUUAAAAGUCUUGGAGCCGAUGUGCUCGCCAAGUUCAAGAGUAAGCGCGCGACGCAUAAGGCGUCGGGAGCUUCACCAGCGACUCCGAAGGCCGCAGCCCCGGCGUCCACCCCGCCGGCCGCACAGGUGAACGGAAAGGUCGAUGUAACAGCCACGUCCACGGCUGCUGAUGUGCCCCAGCUGGCCGCCCCUGCAUCGCCCCUGCGCACCGUCCCGCCGAUGGGCGACGACGCUUCGGAGCCGGUCACUCCGCCGCCUGCAGCGGCGGCGACACCGGACGAGGACACACAUCUGACCCCUCAAGCUUCCGCUGCCUCUGGCGCCGCGCCCGUGGAGGCGACUCAAACAGUGGAACCCGAGGCAGUAGCCAGCAGAUCCACUGUGGAGAAGCCUUCCGAGCAGCUAGCAGCUGCACAGGCCACGCAGCCGGUGCCCGAGCCCCAGUGGUCGCAAACCAGGGCCGUGGCGCCAGCUCUGCCGGAGCCGGCUGCCGCCAUCGAGGACGCCCGUCUAGGCGAGCUUCAGGCGGAGGUGGAGCGGCUGCGGCGGGAGGUGGCGGAGGUGGGCGCCAGCAAGGCGGAGCUGGCGGCGCACGUGGCCACGCUUAGCUCGGCGCGCGAGGACCUAGAGGCGCAGGUGGGCUCGCUGCGGACGCAGCUGGAGGCGGCAACGGCGGCGCACGGUGAGGGCAGCGGCCAGGUGGCGGCGCUGCAGGCGGAGGUGGAGGAGCUGCGGGAGCUGCAGCGCAAGACCAAAGAGGAGCUUGCGCACUGGGAGGCCCUGCACGCGGAGCUGCGAUCGCAGCUGGAGGCAAAGGACGCCGAGCUGGCGGAGGCGCGCGUGGCGGCGGCGGAGCUGCAGCAGCUCAAGGAGCAGCUGGGCGGCGAGGACGUGGGCGCGCUGGUGGCGCGGGCACAGCAGGCAAGCGUCCUGGAGACCAAGUAUGAGAAGCUGAAGGAGGAGGGCAAGGUCCGGUUUGAUAAGCUCAAGGAGCAGAGCAACCACCGCAAGGCGGAGCUGGCGGAGGCGCGACAGCAGCUGGCUUCCCUGGCCCAAGAGAAGGAGGCGCUGGAGGCCCGGCUGCAGGCGGACGCGGCGGGUGCGGAGAGCGGCGCUGCGCAGGUGGCGGAGCUGGUCGCCGCGCAGGCGGAGCUGCGGCAGCAGCUGGCCGACGUGGCCGCGCAGCGGGACCAGCUGGCGGCGGAGCAGGAGCAGCUGCGCCCAGCUGCCGACCGCGUGCCGGAGCUGGAGGCGCGCGCCGCCGAGCUGCAGGCGGCGGUGGAGGCGGCGCAGGCGGCCGCCGCUGCGGAGUUGGAGAGGCGUGCGGGUGCCGACGCGCGCGUUGCGGCGCUGGAGGCGGAGCUGGCGGAAGCGAGGCAGGGCGGCAGCGCGGCCAUGCAGGCGCUGGAGGCGGAAUGCGCUGCGCUGCGGGCGUCGGUCGCGGAGCUGGAGGCGCGCGCCGCCUCACAGGCGGCAGAGCUGCAGGCGAAGAUCCAUGGCCUGACCGCUAGUUGUGAGGCUCAGCGGGAGGAGGCGGAGGCGAGCGACGCCGCGGCAGCAGCGCUGCGCGCAGAGCUUGAGCAGCUGCGCGCGGAGCUCAGCGCGCGCCCCGGCAGCGACGCCGUCGCGUCGGCUGUGGCUGCGGCGGAGGCCGCAGCACGCGAGGCACACGAGGCAGCGCUGGCGUCCUUGAAUGCGCGUGUGUCGGAGCUGGAGGCGGAGCUGACUCGGACGAACGAGGAGCUCACCAAGGAGAAGGCCUCGUUGGCAAAGGGCAAGGCGGCGUUCAAGAAGGCCAAGGAGGAGCUGGCGAAGGCAAAGGAGGAGGUCGCGGCCGCGUCAGCCGGCGGCGGCGCAGCGGCGGCAGCGGCUGAGGCGCGGGCGGCAGCGGCGGCGAAGGAGGCUCAGGAGGCGCGGGAGGCGGCGGCGCAGGCGCGGGAGGAGGCCCGGGGCCUGAAUGCCCAGCUGGCGGAGGUGGCUGAGCAGCUGAGCUCGCUCAAGCAGAAGCUGGAGGUAUCGGAGGGCUCCAUAGAGGACCUGCGCGCCCAGCGUGAGGCUCUGCGGACGGACAACGAGCAGCUCCGCUCUGACAACGAACAGCUGCAGCAGCAGUACAGCGAGCAGGCCGACGCCCAGGACCAGAUGGAGGCCAAGCUGGUGCAGCAGGCGGCGCAACUCAAGGACGUGAAGGAGGCGCUAAUCGAGGCGGAGGCGAGGGUUGCGGAGGCUGAGGCCGCCGUACACGCCGAGCUCGAGGCGCAGCUGGCGGAGCUGGCGCAGCGCGCCGCCGACGCCGAGGCGCAGGCGGAGGCGCGGGCGGCGGAGCUGGAGGAGGCGCGUGGCGCGUACCGCCUGGCGUCGGAGCAGGUGGCGAGCGACCAGGCGGCGGUGGAGUCGCUGCGCGGCGAGGUGUCAGACCUGCAGUCGUCGCUGGCGGAGGCGGAGGCGCACUCGGGCGAGCUGCGGCACAGCCUGCAGGCGGAGAAGGCCGCGCUGGCCUCGCUCAGCGCGCAGCUGUCGGAGGCGCAGGAGGCGGCGGAGCGCGAGCGGCAGGAGCUGCAGGAGGCCGCGGCCGCCGCCGCCUCGCGCACCGCGGAGCUGCAGGCCGUGCUCAGUGACGCGCAGGGCGCGCUGGCCAAGGCGGCGGAGGAGCUGGAGGCGGCGCGGCGCGAGGCGGCGGGCGCGGCCGAGCUGCAGGCGCGCGUCACGGAGCUGGAGGCCAAGGUCGCUGACCAGAACAGUCGCAUGGCCACCGCCAAGUCGCAGUUCGGCAAGAUGAAGGAGGAGAAGGCCAAGCUGAAGGAGCGCGUUGGCGAGCUGGAGGCCAAGCUGAAGGAGGCGCAGGCCAACGCCGAGUCCAGCGCUCAGGUGGAGCAGCUGCAGGAGCGCUGCGCCGAGCUCAUGGCUGAGGCCGACGGCCUGCGCUCACGGCUGGAGGAGGCCCAGGCUGCGGAGCAGGCAGCCUCACAGCGCGCCGCCGACGCCGAGGCCGGCGCCGCUGCUGCUGCUGAGCGCGUAGCGGGCCUGGAGGCUCAGCUCACGCGGCUGGCGGAGGCACAGGCGGUGCUGCAGGGCGAGGUUGCAACCUCGCAGGCGGCCGCCACCGAGGCGGCGGCGGCGCGCGAGGCUGCCGAGGGCCUUGCCGCCGAGGCCAAGGCGGAGGCUGAGGCGCUUGCUGAGCGACUUGACUCUAGCAAGGAGCAGGUGGCGGCGUUGAAGGAGGCGGUGGAGGAGCAGCAGGCGGAGAACGAGGCGCUGCGCCGCAGGUCGGAUGAGGCGGUGGAGAAGGCCGAAGCGGCGGCGGUGGAGACGGCGGGGCUGCAGCAGAAGCUGGAGCAGGCCAAGGCGGAGGCAGAGGCGCAGAUGCAGGAGGUGGAGGAGCUGCGGGCGGCGCUGGCCAAGGCAAGUGAGGCCGGUGGGGAGGUCGCGCAGGUGCUGCAGCAGCAGCUGGAGGAGGCGCGGGCGGCGGCGGAGGCGGCUAAGGCGGAGGCGGAGGCGCAGCUGGCGGAGCUGGCGCGGCGCGCCGCCGACGCCGAGGCACAGGCGGAGGCGCGGGCGGCGGAGCUGGAGGAGGCGCGGGGUGCGUACCGCCUGGCGUCGGAGCAGGUGGCGAGCGACCAGGCGGCGGUGGAGUCGCUGCGCGGCGAGGUGUCAGACCUGCAGUCGGCGCUGGCGGAGGCGGAGGCGCACUCGGGCGAGCUGCGGCACAGCCUGCACACCAGGGCGGCGUUGCUGGCAGAGGUGCAGGUAAAGGCUGACACGGCGGCUGAGGAGCUGGAGGCGGUGCGCCAGCAGCUGCAGGAGGCACAGGACGCGGCGACCGCCGCCAACGCGGCUGAGGUGGAGGGCCUGCGCCGCCAGCUGGCGGAGGCGGCCAUCACCAAGGCCGCAUCGGACGUGGUGGAUGACGCGCUGGUCGCGGCGGAGGCGGAGAGCCUGCGCUCCGCGCUGGAGGAGACGCAGCAGCGCUGCGCAGAGCUGCAGCAGCAGCUGGCGGCGGCGCAGGAGGCCGUGGUGGCGGCCAAGGCGGCCGCGGCGACCGACCCGCGCCACAGCGAGGCCGGCACCGACGUCGGCGUGGAGGCGGUUCUGGAGACGGCGGUGGGGGCAGCGGAGCGGGAUGAGCUGGCGAAGCAGCUGGCGGAGGUGCAGCGCCGCGCCGACGAGCAGGCCGACGAGGUGGCGAGGCUACAAGGCCUGCUGGCGGCGGCCACCGAGCAGCUCCAGCAGCAGCAGCAGCAGGUGCAGCCGCAGCAGCAGCCGGAGCCCCACCAGCAGCCAGAGCCUGCGGCACCCACAGACGCUGCGCCCGAGCCAGUGGCGGUCCAGCUGACAGAGCGCGCGCUGCCCCUGUUCGGCGGCGCCGCGGACGACGACGCCGGCAACGACGCCAUCGCGGAGAUGCUGGCCGCGGACGGCGGGUGGAACAACGACGCCGUAUUUGACGCGAUUGGCGAGGGCACGGACGCUUCUGACGCCCCGGUCGCCUCCGCGCCCACUGCGCAGCCGGCAUCCGCGUCUGUGCCUGCUGACGCAGCUACGCCUGAAGCUGCGCCGGCGCUCACCACUGCCGCGGAGCUGGGGGCGCUGCAGGCGUCGCUGGCGGAGGCGCGCCACAAGGCGUCGCAGCUGGAGUGGCGCGUGUCGGAGCUGGAGUCGGAGCUGGAGGAGGCGCAGACCAGCGCCAUGGACGCCGCCGACGCUCAGGACCGCUGCGAGCUGCUGGAGGAGGCCUGCAAGACGCUGCGGGCCCAACUGGAGGAGGCGCAGCAGGCGGCUGCAGCCUCGGCCUCGGCCGCGGGCGCGGGUGCAAACGCUGUGGCAGAAGCUGGGCAGGCGCAGGCGGUGGCGGUGGCGGAGGCAGCAGCAGCCGCCGCGGCGGCGGAGCUGGAUGCCGCGCGCGGGCGGGUCUCGGAGCUGGAGGCGGCGCUGGUGGCGGCGGAGGCGCGCUUUGCGCAGCAGGAGUCCGAGCGGGCUCUGGAGUCUGGGCCGACGAGCGAGGAGGCGGACGCGCUGCGGAUGCGUGUUGCCGAGCUGGAGGAACAGCUGGCGCAAUCGCACCUGGGCGCGGAGGCGGUGCAGGCGCAGCUGGCGCAGGUGGAGGCGGAGCUGGCGGCAGCCAGGGACGCCUCGGAGGCCACCGUCGCGGAGCUUGCGCAGGCGCAGCAGGCCGCGGAAGCGGCGCAGGAGCAGCGGCGCCGGGUGGAAGCGGAGCUGGAGGAGGCGCAGGUGCAGGUGCUGCAGUCGGACGGUCGGGCCGCGGAGGCGGAGAGCCAGGCGGCGGCGCUGCAGGCGCAGCUCAGCGCGGCGUCCGAGGGCGCCUCCGAGCAGGUGGUAGUGCUGCAGAGCCAACUGGAGCAGGCGCAGGCGGCCCGGGCCGAGGCGCAGGCCGCCGCGUCAGAGGCUGCGUCUGCAGUGGCGCAGCUGCAAGCGGAGGUGGCGGCAGCGGCGGAGCGCGAAGCGGGCCUGAUUGCGGAGCUGGAGGCGGCGCGGGCGGCAGCGGCGGAGGCCGCGCAGGUGCAACACGAGGCGGCUCGGCUGCAGCAGGAGGUGGCGGCGGCGGCGGAGCGGGAGGCGGUGCUGGCGGCGGAGCUGUCUGCGGUGCGGGCAGCGGCGGAGCAGGACGCCAGCGCUCGGUCGGCGGAGUCGCAGCUGGUGACGGACCUGCAGCUGCGCUGCGGCCAACUGGGAGAGGAGCUGGAGCGCGAGCGGGCAGCAUGCGCGCAGGUUGCCGAGGAGGCGGAGUCGCUCCGCGCCUCGGAGGCCGACCUGCGCGACGCCGCCGACCGACUGGAGGCGGAGCUGCUGCAGGCGCAGGCGGCGGCGGCGGCCGACCGGGAGCAGCUGGCGGCGGCGGCGCAGCGCGCGGGUGAGCUGGAGCAGCUGCUGGCAGCCGCCGCCGCGGAGCGCGAGCAGCUGGCGGCCAGUGUGGCGGGCGGCGCCAGUGCGGCGGAGGAGCAGCUGGCGGCGGCCACGGCGCGGGUGGCGGAGCUGGACCAGCGCAGGGCGCAGCUGGAGGCGGAGCUGGCCCGCCACGGCUCCGAGCUGGCGCGGGUGCGCACCGAGAACGAGGAGCUGGAGGGCCGCUGCCUGGGGCUGGACGCGCUCUGCCAGCAGCAGGCGGAGCAGCUGGCCAGCAGCGCAGCGGCUCUGCAGCGGGCGCAGGAGCAGGCCCACGCGCUGCAGGUGCAGGCUGCAGAGGCGUCCACCCAGGCGCACGCCUUGGCAGAGGCGCAAGCGCACGUGCAGCAGCUGCAGGCGCGCCUGGAGGAUGCGGGCCGCGCCGCCGCAGCCGCCUCGCAGCGUGCCGCCGCCCUCUCCGCACAGGUGGAGCAGCAGCACGCCGCGCUGGCGGAGGCGUCCGUGCAGGCGGAGGCGCAGCGCCAGGCGCACCAGCAGCAGCUUGCAGCGGUGCACGAGCAGCUGGCGGCAGCACAGGCGGCAGCGGCGGCGCAGUCGCAGUCGCGCUCGCUGCCGCCCUCCGUCGGGCACCAGCAGGGGCACGCGGCGGCGGAGCUUGCAGCGCUCAGGGCGGCGCACGAGCAGGUGCAGCACCAGUUCGCGGCCGCCGGCGCCGAGGUGGAGCGGCUGCGGGCGGCGGGCGCGGCGACGGUCGAUGGCGUGGCGGCAGGCAGCGCGGGCGUGCAGGAGCUGCGGCGGCAGGUGGCGGAGCUGACGGCGGAGCGGGCGACGCUGGUGUCCAGGGCCAACCAGGUGGACGGGCUAUUGGCGGAGCUGGAGUCGCAGCGCCAGGCGCGCGGGCAGCUGGAGGUGGCGCUGCGGGUGGAGCAGCGCCGCGCGCAGGAGUGGUACGCGCAGGCCGCGGGUGCGGGCGGCGCCGGGGCCGGCGCCGCCGGGGGCGCCGCCAGCGUGAGCGCCAGCCCGGCCCGUGUGGCGGCGGCCGCGGCGGACAAGAAGCGGGACGAGACGGCGAGCCAGCUGGUGGGCGUGUACGACCCGGAGAGCGCGGUGCUCCAGGGCGCCUCCACCACCUUCCAGCCCCUGUCGGGUCUGCUGCGCGGCAACUGCCCGCCCGCCGCCGCCUCGGUGCUGGUGGCGGCGGCGCGGCUGCACGACAAGCUCACGGUGGCGCUGUACUGCCGGCCCACGGCUCGGCUGCUGUUCAGCGCCUACAUCCUGCUGCUGCACAUCCUGGUCAUGCUGUGAGGAUGUGCUGGGGCUGUUAGUAUUAAGGUGGUGAUGAAUGCAAGAGCUUAGUGCGGGUAUAGCAUGUAGCAGCGAGUCGCAGCGUUCAAGGGCGGGUAUAACAUAUAAUAAGUGGGGGCAUGGCUGUUGGGGAGGAACGCACAGCAAAGAAGCGGGAGAUUCAUAGGCCUUAAUAGACAUCCUAGGACGGUAGGUGGACGUGAGGUGGUGGUGAUAGGGACUGGAAGCGCGUUUGGUCGCUAGGCAGUACGACAUGCAUAUGUACCUGGCUCAACUACGAAAUGUUUCGCUUGCCUAGGAGCUAGGGACGCGAGGUGCAUGCGUGGGUGCUUGGAAUGCGAGCUGGCUGAGACCAGGAGAAGUACUUCAUCAUGUGUAAGCGGACCCGAAU
Messenger RNA from Chlamydomonas reinhardtii, 7645 nucleotides. RefSeq lists its product as uncharacterized. The transcript is spliced from 15 exons. The record is from RefSeq and is a predicted model, not a curated record. NCBI's taxonomy places the organism in Eukaryota, Viridiplantae, Chlorophyta, Chlorophyceae, Chlamydomonadales, Chlamydomonadaceae. The coding region runs from base 64 to 7254 and encodes 2396 amino acids. Gene Ontology annotation, cellular component: membrane. Gene Ontology annotation, biological process: signal transduction.